Molecule: messenger RNA, 1994 nt
Organism: Fragaria vesca subsp. vesca
Lineage: Eukaryota; Viridiplantae; Streptophyta; Magnoliopsida; Rosales; Rosaceae
Product: root phototropism protein 2-like
Exons: 5
Coding region: 26-1771 (581 amino acids)
Molecular function (GO): protein binding
Source: RefSeq, a predicted model, not a curated record
CCUCUACUCAUCCAAACUCUCCCAUAUGGCCUCUCUUGCCCAAAAUAACAGCAGGCGCCUUUCCAUAGCCAUGGAGCGAACUGGCCAAUGGAUUUUCUCUCAAGAUAUCCCUGCAGAUGUAGUAGUCGAAGUUGGCGAAGCCAAUUUCUCAUUACACAAGUUCAUGCUAGUGGCCAAGAGCAACCGAAUAAGGCAACUGAUACUGGAAUCCGACGAACCAGACCUGACCCGAAUCAACCUCUCCGACAUUCCUGGAGGACCAGAGACGUUCGAGAAGGCAGCCAAGUUCUGCUACGGUGUCAACUUCGAAAUCACAGUCCACAACGUAGCUGCUCUCCGAUGCGCCGCCGAGUACCUCCAAAUGACUGAUAAGUACUGCGACAACAACCUCAGCGGCCGUACAGAGGAUUUCCUCACUCAGGUCGCCUUGUCCAGCCUCUCCGGCGCCAUUGUCGUCCUCAAAUCGUGUGAAGGCCUCACUCCCAUGGCUGAGGACCUCAAAAUCGUUCAGAGAUGUGUAGAAGUGGUCACUUCUAAGGUUACAAUAGAGGCAAACUUUCCGAGCAGAGCGCCGACGAACUGGUGGACGGAGGAGCUAUCUAUUUUGGACAUUGAAUUCUUUGGGAGAGUUAUAAAAUCCAUGAAGCAACGUGCUUCGAAAACUCUCACCGUAUCGAGCGCGAUCGUUACAUACGCAGAGAGAUGGCUCCGGGAUUUGAUCCGGGACCACUCCGGCGCCGGCACCAAGGCCUUGGACUCCGACGACUCCGACGUCAGAGUCCACCAGCGGGAACUUAUACAGUCCAUAGUGGCUCUCCUUCCUUCCGAGAAGGCCGCUCUACCGAUCAACUUCCUCUGCUGCCUUCUUAGAUCAGCGACGUUCGUCAAGGCCUCGACGGCAGCCAAGAACGAGCUGGAGAAGCGGAUCUCGGCGAUCUUGGAGCACGUGACAGUCGACGACCUGCUGGUGUUGUCGUUUACUUACGACGGCGAGAGGCUGUUCGAUCUGGAGAGCGUGAGGAGGAUUAUAUCGGGGUUUGUGGAGAGGGAGAAGAGCGUGGCGGUUUUUAACGCCGGUGACUUCAGAGAGGUGUGCUCCGCUGCGAUGCUUAGAGUUGCUAAGACUGUGGAUGCGUAUCUCGGCGAGAUAGCCACCUGUACCGAGCUUAGCAUAUCCAAGUUUAAUGGCAUCGCCGUCCUCGUCCCCAAAGGCGCGCGUAAAGUCGACGACGAUCUCUACCGGGCCGUUGACAUAUACUUGAAGGCUCAUCCAAACCUUGAUGAGAUAGAGAGGGAGAAAGUGUGCAGUGUAAUGGAUGCGUUGAAGUUGUCGUACGAAGCGAGAUUGCAUGCUUCGCAAAAUAAGCGUUUGCCGGUACAGAUUGUGCUGCAUGCGCUCUACUACGACCAGCUCAAGCUAAGGAGCGGCGAAGAGGAGAACGAGACGCAAAUUGAUGCUGCAUCGACGAGAAAUCAGGUACAGGCCGACGUGUCGUUGGCUAAGGAAAACGAGGUCCUUAGAACAGAGCUACUGAAGAUGAAGAUGUACAUUUCAGACAUAAAAAAGAGUGGAGGUGGUGCGGGUGCAAGUGCAGCGACGACAUCGUCUGGGAAAGGCGGUGGGGGGCCGAGAAAGCCGACAUUUUUCUCGUCGGUGUCGAAGAAACUGGGGAAGUUGAAUCCCUUCAAAAAUGGGUCUAAGGAUACUUCCAACAUUGAUGAUUGUGUGGACGUUACCAAGCCUAGAAGAAGAAGGUUUUCCAUCUCUUAAUCAAGUUUGUUUUAAGCUUCUUCAGUUCUUCCUACUCGAUUAGUAACUGUACAUGUUUGCACUUUGUGGUGGUGAUGUUUUUUUUUUUCUUAUUCUUAUUUGUUCUCUCUGUUUUUUUUAUAUUUUUUUAUUGAGAUUUGUUAUCUGAAUUUUGGAGCACGCUUGCUCAAUUUGUGUAGUGAUGAAUAUAUAUAAAAAAUGUCUGCUAUGGAUGUAUUCUUGC